This is a messenger RNA of Xenopus laevis (African clawed frog), 703 nucleotides long. It is a transcript of the gene apoc2.L, whose product is annotated as apolipoprotein C-II L homeolog. Gene Ontology annotation, molecular function: enzyme activator activity; phospholipase binding; phospholipase activator activity. Lineage: Eukaryota; Metazoa; Chordata; Amphibia; Anura; Pipidae. Gene Ontology annotation, biological process: positive regulation of phospholipid catabolic process; lipid transport; lipid metabolic process. The transcript has 4 exons. Gene Ontology annotation, cellular component: extracellular region; low-density lipoprotein particle; very-low-density lipoprotein particle. The record is from RefSeq and is a predicted model, not a curated record. The coding region runs from base 219 to 509 and encodes 96 amino acids.
CAGGCAGCAAUAUUAGUCAGUCUCAUAUAGAAAGUUUCCCUGCCCCUCAGUAUAAUAAUAUUACAGCAAUACGGUUUGUUUUUUCUAUACAUCUGUUUGACCAGGGUUACUGCUUCUCUCUCGCACCAAGCUCAACAAACUGCGGCUUCCCAAGAUUGUAUCCUGGACAAAGGGCAAGAUUUGCUGCACAGCUCCGGUAUAAGAAGAUAUAGAUCGCCAUGAAGUCACAAAUUAUUGCAGUGUCUCUGCUUUUGCUGCUACUGAGCACAGGGAUUGAAAGUUACCGGAUACACAAGAGGGAAGCACCCACAUACCUUUCUCAGGUACAAGAUGCCGUUUCUUAUUCCUGGCUGCAGGUGUCUAACAAAGCACAGGACUGGUUUGAGGCAGUAAGAAAUCACCAAGUGGAGGAAAAAGCAAAGGAGAUUUUUGACAAGGGAACCAGUGCCGUGAAGCCAUAUUACAACAUCUUUUCUGAUCAGUUGUAUCACUGGUGGCACGCACAGUGACCGUCGGCUCAAGUCCACAAUGAAUGAACGUUGAACUCACUGAAAGAGGAUCAUUGUGCUUGUUACACGUAUACAUUCUUGCUAGAAGUACGCCUAAAGCAUAUGCCGUUCAAAGCUUUGUUUGCUAUGCUCACAGUGCCCCUGAUAUCAUUCCAUUAUUUAGUCUCAACCAAAAUAAAUCUUUGCAUGAAAAA